Molecule: messenger RNA, 2715 nt
Organism: Mobula hypostoma (lesser devil ray)
Lineage: Eukaryota; Metazoa; Chordata; Chondrichthyes; Myliobatiformes; Myliobatidae
Product: soluble guanylate cyclase 88E-like
Exons: 18
Coding region: 46-2460 (804 amino acids)
Biological process (GO): cGMP biosynthetic process; response to oxygen levels; nitric oxide-cGMP-mediated signaling
Cellular component (GO): guanylate cyclase complex, soluble
Molecular function (GO): guanylate cyclase activity; heme binding
Source: RefSeq, a predicted model, not a curated record
UGACCAUGUGGUGCUGAAGGUUGCCCCGUGAAGCCUGGUCUGUUUAUGUCAGCUGGCAUUAGAUCAGCGAGCAAGUCUGUGGCACUCAGUCUGCAGCAGAACCCUCGCUCGGAGACAGAACGAAGAUUUGGCAUCACUUGUCAGGACUCCCCCUGCUUCACCCUCGUGAUGUACGGGCUGCUGUGUGAGAGUCUGCACGAUUUCAUCAAGGAGUCGUACGGAGACGAUGUGUGGAAGCUGGUGCGGGAGCGGGCUGAUGUGAGGCUUCACUCAUUUGUAACUCAUGAGGUCUACAGUGAGAGUGUCAUCCCAGGCAUCGCCAUGGCAGCAAGCGGAGUGACUGGCACCCCCUACAGCGAGCUGAUGAACUCCUGGGGCGUCUACUUCCUAGGAUUCGUGGGGAAGUAUGGAUAUGACCGGAUCCUGAAGGUCCUGGGUAGACACGUGCGAGACUUUGUGAAUGGCUUGGACAAUCUACACGAGUACCUUCGCUUCAGUUAUCCUAAGGUGCAGCCUCCAACAUUCUUCUGCCAGGAGGAGUCGGCUACAGGAGUUACACUGCACUACAGGAGUAAACGGAAAGGAUACCUUCACUAUGCCAUGGGACAGCUGCGACAGAUGGGGAAGCAGUUCUAUGACACAGAUAUUCACGUGGAGGUGCUGUCAGAACAGUUGGUGGGUGAUUACUCACAUGUUACCAUGAGGCUGAACUUUGACAACUCUGCCUACCGCUACAUUCAGAAGGAGGACACUGAUGAGCAGGAGAUGCUGCCGUUCACCAGUGACUUCUUCUUCGAAGUUUUCCCCUUUAACAUCGUCUUCAGACAGGACAUGGUGGUCCACAAUGUGGGAUCGGGACUGGCCACCGUCUUCCCCGACCUGGAUGGCAAACUGAUCACCGACACCUUCCUGCUGGCCCGGCCCCUUGUGGAGUUUACGUGGAACAUGAUCAUAUCCCAUCCCAACAACCUGUUUGAGAUCAUCUCCAAAGAGCCUGUAAAACGAGAGCGGAACCUCCACAACAGAGUGCAGAAUGCUGACUAUGAGAAUGCAAAUCGUGCUGGGGACGUCAGCGUGCUGCUCCUGGCCUUUCAGUCAAUAGUUGGUGAUGAUUAUAAAGAUGGACACAGUUCAAGCAGAGCAGACACCGGGGGAGAUGGCAGCCGCUGUCUUCGGCUGAAGGGACAGAUGAGAUACAUGCCAGAGUGGGAAUCCAUCAUCUUCCUGGGGACUCCUGUCAUGGAAAGUCUCGGAGCCAUGUUUAAGACCGGUCUGUACAUCAACGACCUCAGCAUGCAUGACUCCAGCCGGGACCUGGUCCUCGCUGGGACACAGCAGUCUGAGGAGCUGAAACGAGCUCUGAUACAGGAGCAGAAAAAGUCUAGCAAGCUGGAGGAGAGCAUGAAGAUGCUGGAUUACGAGAUGAAAAAGACAGACGACCUCCUCUACAGAAUGAUUCCCAAACCUGUGGCCAAGAGUCUGCGCAAAGGAGUGCCCUCAGUCAACACCUGCGAAGUAUUCCCGGAUGUUACCAUCCUGUUCAGCGAUGUGGUUGGCUUUACUCGGAUCUGCAGCCACAUUACCCCAAUGCAGGUGGUGUCGAUGUUGAACACGAUGUACACGCUGUUCGACACCCUGAGUGAGAAGCACAGGGUGUUCAAGGUAGAGACCAUCGGUGAUGCAUACAUGGUGGUGGCAGGCGUCCCCGAGAAAACCAAGUUUCAUGCCCAUAACAUCUGUGACAUGGCACUGGAUAUGGUCCGGUCCAUUGACCACCUCAAGGACCCAUCCACAGGGAACAACAUCCAGAUCCGUGUUGGUGUUCAUUCUGGGAUGGUAGUAGCAGGGGUGGUUGGCCACAAGAUGCCUCGCUUUGGGCUGUACGGAGAUACCGUCCACACAGCAUCAGCCAUGGAAAGUAACGGCAAGGAAAUGCACAUACAGUCGAGUGGUGCCACGUACGAGCAUCUUGUUGACAGCCCUUUUAUCUUCGAAAGACGUGGGACAAUAACAAUUAAGGGGAAUGUGGAAAUCGAGACCUACUGGCUGAAAGGGAAGAGGGACAAGGAUGGCAAUGCACAGGCUGCCUGUCCACAGUUUGAGCAACAAACAAUUGGCACGACAGUGUCACCCCACCCUUCAGUAUCCAGCAACAAAAAGUUGGUAAAUCUCAGCACUGUGAGAGAAGAUGAGACAGUGAAAUCUGAGAGCCUGCAACAAAUGAAGAUGGGAUCAUCAACCACAUCGCUGGUGAAGACACCAGAGGAUUUCAGCACUGAUGAAAAUUCUUCAACCAAGGGCUAUCACAAAGAGUCUUUCCUGGAGAAAGUGUCGGAGGAAACAACUGAAGCGCAUGAACACCCUCUCUUUGCUUCUCCAAGGAGGCCCCAGGCGCGCCCUCUGGCCAUGUUACGGGAUGGUGCAGGCUCCACCCGCACCCAGUUCUGCCAACUGGUCUGAUUGUUCACCGCACUCUGCUUGAGCCCACCUUUCCAGCCUGGCAUUGGACUGACAUGCAUUAGGUUUGAUAAGCUUGGGACACUCCCCAUGGCAGCUCCUUGACCUCGUUACUGUUAAUUCAGAGUUUUUGGAAUAUUCCCCAUGUGAAAUUGUCUUUUCCCUAUGUGAUUAUGUAGAUAAUUUUAUCUUUAGGCCAGGCUUUGCUUUAUUUUGAAUAAUAAAGUAGCUGAAGUAGUGUUGCAACUUUGGUGAUCU